AUGAUUGAGUAUUUGAUAUUAACAUUAGUGGUCUUCAUAGUAGUCAAGAAGAUUCAUCACUACCGAUUGAGUCAGAAGUGGUCCUGUAAACCAGCAUUUAAAGUGGAUGGAGGUCUCAGUUAUUUAAUAUCAUUGAAAAGAGAACAUGAUCUGGGAUUCGCUUUGGAAAGAGGUUUAGAGAGGUUUCAGAAAGUCCAAAAGAAGACGAUAACAAGGAGUAUAUGGGGAAGACAAGUGAUCGAAACAAUUGCUGGAGAAAACAUCAAAGCUUUGAUUUCAACUCAAUUCAAUGAUUAUAGUAUCGGACAUAGGCACGUAGUUUUCAAACCAUUAUUAGGCAAUGGUAUAUUUGCUAGUGAAGGGGACAGAUGGAAGACUUCUAGAGAAUUGUUGAAACCUCAAUUUGUAAGGGAUCAGAUCUCCCAUGUUACUAUGAUGGAAACACAUUUCAAGAAUCUCGCCUAUCUGAUAAAACACCAAAAUGGGUUCUUUGAUUUACAGGACUUAUUUCAUAAGUUGACUUUUGAUGUUGCCACAGAGUUUUUAUUCGGUGAAUCUACCAGAACAUUGGUAUCAGAUUCCAAUAAUCAAGGAUUUUCAAAAGCUUUCAAUGUUGUUCAGGACAUAAUCACGAUGAAAAUGAUGUUAGGACCUGUGCAUUUCCUAUACUGUCCCAAGGAAUACAAAGAUUCUUUGAAGAUAAUCCACGAAAGUGUUGGAUAUUAUGUUGAUAAAGCUUUAAAUGUUUCAGAAAAAGAUUUGAAUUCUGUCAAAGGAUACGUGUUUUUGUAUGAAUUGGUCAAACAGACCACAGAUCCCAAAAUCUUACAAGAUGAAUUGUUAAGUAUAAUGUUGGCAGGUAGAAACACCACAUCUUCCUUAUUGUCCUUCUUGUUCUUCGAAUUGAGUAGAAAUCCCCAGGUUUGGACCAAAUUGAAACAGGAAAUAGAUGAAAGUUUCGACAACGAUUUAGAGAAAAUAACUUUUGAAUCAAUGAAACGAUGCACAUAUUUGAAAUAUUGUAUCAAUGAAACUCUUAGAAUGUACCCUCCAGUAAGUAGAAACUUGAGGGUUGCUUCAAAGAAUACGACUAUUCCUAGAGGUGGUGGACCAACUGAGCAAUCCCCAGUUUUUGUAACCAAAGGUACCGUGGUUUUGUUCAAUCUUUACGAUUGUCACAGAACGGAACAUUUCGGUGAAUUUGUAGACACUUUCAAUCCUGAUCGUUGGAAAGAUCUCAAACCAGGAUCCAAUUUCUUACCUUUUGGAACUGGUCCUAGAAUUUGUCUCGGUCAGCAAUUUGCUCUCACUGAAGCAAGUUACUUCACUAUAAGAAUCUUACAGACAUUUUCCAAUGUCACCAGUAUUACGUCAGAGUAUCCUCCUAAAAAAGUUACCAAUGCUACUAUGAGAUUAUAUAACGGGUUACAAGUCAAGUUCGAUUGCGAAACAUAA
This is a messenger RNA of Yamadazyma jaroonii, 1455 nucleotides long. The record is from the annotation of a GenBank genome assembly. Lineage: Eukaryota; Fungi; Ascomycota; Pichiomycetes; Serinales; Debaryomycetaceae.